UCCAUCCAGCUUAGACUAGGCUGCUGCUCUAGGGGGAGGAAAGCUUUGACACUGCAGCGUACAGAGAUAAUAAUGGGGAAUGCACAGGAUAAGCCCUCUGGAUCCGGGGGGGCUAAAACGGACCAGUCCACCCCAGGAUUCAGGAGGAGAAGCAGAGCCGGGAGUACGGAGAAGCCCAAGGCAGGGAAGGGUCCCCCAGAGAAGGGGUCGAUGGCCAACGGAGCCACCCAGGGGGACAGGAACCAGAGUAAGGACAUCCCACCAGACACCAGCUAUCUGGACGCCCCCGCUGGAGCUCUGCCGCCCCACCUGGGCCGGCUCAAGAACGAGGGUAACCACCUCUUCAAAAAAGGACAGUUUGCAGAUGCUGUGGAGAAAUACUCUGCAGCCAUCGAUGGCUGCUGUGACGCAGGUAUAGAGAGUGGAGAGGACCUGUGUAUUCUCUACUCUAACAGAGCUGCUUGCUACCUGAAGGAUGGGAGCAACACAGAGAGUAUCCAGGACUGCACCAGGGCAUUGGAUCUUCAGCCCUUCUCCCUGAAGCCCCUCCUCCGCAGGGCCACGGCCUAUGAGUCAAUGGAACGUUACCGACAGGCCUACGUGGAUUUUAAGACUGUUCUGCAGAUAGACAUCGGGGUGCAGGCGGCACACGACAGUGUCCACAGGAUCACCAAGCAGCUUAUUGAGCAAGACGGCCCUGACUGGAGACAGAAGCUUCCGGAGAUCCCUCUAGUCCCACUGUCAGCUCAGCAGCACCACAGGCAGAAAGACCCCAGCGCUGAGCUGGUCCAGGCUAGAGAAGCCAAAAAAGCAGAGGCUCGCUUUGCCUCUCUCAAAACAGAAGGAAAUGAGCAUGUGAGGAAAAGCCAGUUCCAUGACGGUCUAGAAAAGUACAGUGAAUGCCUUAAGAUCAAACCUGACGAGUGUUCCUGCUUUACCAACAGAGCCAUCUGUUAUCUGAGACUGGGUUGUUUUGAAGAGGCCAGACAGGACUGUGACUCCGCCCUCAAGCUGGAACCAACCAAUAAGAAGGCCUUCUAUAGACGGGCGCUGGCGUUUAAAGGCUUACAGGACUACCUGUCUUCCAGCAGUGACCUCCAGGAGGUGUUACAGCUGGACCCCAACGUCCACGAGGCUGAACAGGAGCUGGAGACUGUGACAGGGCUGCUCAGACAGAGCCUCAUGGACGGAGCCCAACUCACACCCAGGGUAGAUACCCAACUCACACCUAGGGUAGAUACCCAACACACACCCAGGGUUUGAUGGCAGAGAUGAGACUGCCACAGGAGACUGUAUAGGAGGCUGAUGAAGAGAGAGACUGAUGGAGACCUGGGAAGGCUGUUCAGGCCUCAUCAUCCCUCACAGAGUUGACAUGAACUAAGGUGAACUAUGCUGGAUGUUGGGCUCUGACUCCAUCUGCCUUCAAAGAGCAUCAUUAAAGCAUUGCGUCGACAACGGCAGAGCGUUGUUCAAUAAUUCACAGCAGGCAGCUGCAUCCUUCAUUUCCAUUCUGGAGACUCUAAAGAUACUUUAGAUGCAAUGCAGCUUCUUACAUUUACAUUUGUCAUUUAGCAGAUGCUCUUAUCCAGAGAGACUUACAGUAGUGAGUCAUUUAGCAGACUCUCUUAUCCAGAGAGACUUGCAGUUAGUGCAUUCUUUACCUCAGCAUGCUCAGACCCCCUACAGCAACACACUGUAGAGAAAGGGUGCGUCACAAAUGAUGCCCUACUCUAUAAAGUAAACUAUGUUUGACCAGGGCUCAUAGGUCUAUAAUCAAAUGUAGUGCACUAUAUAGGGGAUAGGGGUGCCAUUUGGGACUCAGACCCAAAAUCCUAAAAGCUAGGAGUGACUAGUUUUGCAGAACUAUUUGAUUUCUUCCCACUAACAGCAGAUUAUGCAGACCGGCGGUAUUACAGAUUGGAGAAGCGAUCGACAGAAGCUCUAGAAGCACACUGGAACACAAUGUGGGAGAGAUGUGGUGUGCCUUAUUGAGAUUCAAGUUGAACCAUAUAUUUGGGAAAUGUAAUCUGAACCUCAGAGAAAUAACAUCCUUGCAUAUAUGUAAUAAACUGCUGCUUUGAUACACUGCAGAGUAUUUUACAUGAGGAAACCAAAAAAUAUGUUGCCACUGUAUUGACAGUCAUGCAUGUACCUUUUCAACCUUUAAAGGGCACUGUUGGCUAAUGAAUGCAUAAUGAAAGAUGGACAACUGUGUAUAUCAUGUACUGUAUGCUUUUAAUCUCAGGUUCAGUCUUGAACAUGACCAUGAUUGUAUGGUAAAUGUUAGCUCUGGUCCAUGGCGUUAGAGGAAUUGUAACGGCCUGGACCAGAGCUAGGUAAAUGUGUAUAGUAGUCAAACACUGAUCUGCUAGUUUUCAGAUGUUGCUCUACUGCUUUAUAAAAUCCCCAAACCCCCUUCAGAUAGUAAUCUGUUGAGUUAGAGAUCAACCCCCUUCAGAUAGUUAUCUGUUGAGUUAGAGAUCAACCCCCUUCAGAUAGUAAUCUGUUGAGUUAGAGAUCAACCCCCUUCAGAUAGUAAUCUGUUGAGUUAGAGAUCAACCCCCUUCAGAUAGUUAUCUGUUGAGUUAGAGGUAUUUCAGUUAGUGUCUGAAACUGAUUAAUAACAAGCUGCGUGUGUUGAAUAUAUUGUGAAUGUUCUGCUUUCACCACAGAUUGGUCUAUUUAGAACAUAGACCCCUCUGAGGUGGUUGUUCAUGAUUAAACACUUCUGCUUUGUACUGUA
Messenger RNA from Oncorhynchus kisutch (coho salmon), 2743 nucleotides. RefSeq names its product sperm associated antigen 1a (gene spag1a). Gene Ontology annotation, molecular function: protein binding. The transcript is spliced from 8 exons. The coding region runs from base 73 to 1263 and encodes 396 amino acids. Gene Ontology annotation, cellular component: cytosol. Lineage: Eukaryota; Metazoa; Chordata; Actinopteri; Salmoniformes; Salmonidae. The record is from RefSeq and is a predicted model, not a curated record.